Molecule: messenger RNA, 2241 nt
Organism: Cucurbita maxima (winter squash)
Lineage: Eukaryota; Viridiplantae; Streptophyta; Magnoliopsida; Cucurbitales; Cucurbitaceae
Product: ubiquitin-like-specific protease ESD4
Exons: 9
Coding region: 481-2010 (509 amino acids)
Biological process (GO): protein desumoylation
Cellular component (GO): nucleus
Molecular function (GO): deSUMOylase activity
Source: RefSeq, a predicted model, not a curated record
GAAGAAAAAACGGGGAUUAAUCGAAAGGGGCAGUUGUAGGUGGUCGUCAAGCUUUCUUCGAAACAAAGAUUAACAAAAAACAACACACAAAAACCACGAUAUCAUCCUUAGAAUUUUCUUUCCAUUUCGAUUCUCUGUUCUGCAGAUCCAAACGUCACUCUCUUCUUCUCCGAAUCCAAUACCCAAAAUCUGUUCCUGCGAACGUCAGUUUCGGAUUUCCAUUCAUCAUCUCACUCAAUUCCCCCAACUUCCCUUUCAUUUUCCCCUUUCACAUUUGAAUUUUGACUUCACUCUCUUCUCUGCUGCUUCCGAUUCCUCAGUUCUUGUAUUCUUCAAAUCCUCGUGAAAUUUUCCAAGUUUGAACUUCAUUUUGGCGCCAUAGAAUCGUCUCGGUUUGUUUCCGAUAAUCCUUGCGGCUAGGGUUUUGCUGGCUUCAAAACCCUUAAUUUUCUGAACUCUACUCGAAAUAGUUUUCGUUUGAUGCGAUGCAAUGUCGUAGGGGUUUCGUUUCCAUUUCUGCUUCUACUAAUGGGCGCCCGAACUAGCAACCGUAAGCGCGAUGACGAAUAUUCGAGCAUCAAACGUUCGUAUUCAUCUUUGAAAUCACCGGAUUUUCACGUGUCGAAGAAGCUUAAAUUUUCUACUAUGUCUUCGGAUCGGCCUGUUGUUUCGUCCAACUCGACAGUGGCUAGGCUUUCUCGGUAUCCUGAAGAAACUCCGCAACUGCGUCGAGAAGUUCAUGGCCCUUGCAGAGGCCUUAAAUUUGGGCUCACUAGGAGCUUCUUUAGGUUUUGGGAAUCGAAAAACAGCGAGCCGUCGGAACAGGACGAUGUAGGGAAUAUUUUGUCGUACAAUUACCAGAUUGCGAAGCGUAAUGCAAUUGGUGCAUUGCGAUCGUUUCCGAAGGAUGCCUUUGAAUUGGAUUCAGACACGCAAACUGAAAGAGACGCUUCUGGAGAUUCGAAGGACGAUGAGGAAGUUGAGGUAAUAGAGGAUGUUACAGUACAGGAAUUGGUAGCGAAGAAGAUGGAAGCUCAUCAGCCAUCGUCGUCUUCCGUGGUUAUAGAUCUGGCGGAUGAAGGUUCGAAGGUUGAAGAAAACGCUGAGAAAAUGCUUGGUGAUUUGUCUCUAGACCGAGAAAUUUCCAGUGUAUCUGCUUACAAAAAGUUGCUCCAAGGUGUGGAAAAGCGGACAUCUAGAUUGAAAACCUUGGAUUUCGAAAUCGAGUUGAACGAGAAGCGUCGAUCAAUUCUUCAAUCUCAAACUCCAAAGAAGAUGCCUGAGAUUCAACAGGAACUUUUUGUUCCUCUUACUCAGGACGAGGAGGCCAAGGUUGAAGCUGCACUGUCUGCUAACCGGAGUAAGGUUCUGGUGACUCAUGAGAAUUCAAAUAUUGAGAUUACUGCGCAAGCUCUGCAUUGUCUGAGACCAGGUGCCUGGUUAAACGAUGAGGUGAUUAAUUUGUAUCUUGAGUUGCUGAAAGAAAGGGAAAGAAGGGAGCCAGAGAAAUAUUUGAACUGUCAUUUCUUCAAUACAUUCUUCUAUAAAAAGUUGAUAAAUGGAAGAGAUGGGUAUGAUUACAAAUCUGUUAGAAGAUGGACGAGCCAAAGGAAGUUGAGAUAUGAACUCAAUGAUUGUGACAAAAUAUUUGUGCCCAUCCACAGAGAAAUACAUUGGUGUUUAGCCGUAAUCAACAAGAAAGAGAAGAAGUUUCAGUAUCUUGAUUCUGUCAAGGGAAUGGAUUCUCGUGUUUUGAAAACAUUGGCGAGAUAUUUUGUAGAUGAGGUGAAGGACAAAAGUGGAAAAGAUAUUGAUGUAAGUUCUUGGGGACAAGAAUUUGUCAAAGACCUUCCUGAGCAAUUCAAUGGGUUUGUGUAUGAUUGUGGCAUGUUUAUGAUAAAGUAUACUGAUUUUUAUAGCAGAGGUUUGGAUCUGUGUUUCAAGCAGGAACACAUGCCUUAUUUCCGAAGUAGAACAGCCAAGGAAAUUUUGAAUUUGAGAGCCAACUGAUGCAUCAUUCAUAAAAGUGUCCGAGUAGCCUGCUCAACCUUCCUUCCUUCCCCAUAAUAAUAUAAUUGCUUGAAAAUGUCUUUGUUUGGUAAGUCGAGAAAAGCCAUAAUAUUUUAAAUGCUUCAGUGAUUGAUAUGCUUGUAAUUGUAAGAUUAGAGAGUCGCCUUAGACGGCCAAGGGUAGCAGCCCUUUUUGAGUUUUAAUAAGAAAUAUUCCUAUUGUGUUUGAAAA